Molecule: messenger RNA, 157 nt
Organism: Racocetra fulgida
Lineage: Eukaryota; Fungi; Glomeromycota; Glomeromycetes; Diversisporales; Gigasporaceae
Source: the annotation of a GenBank genome assembly
AUGGCAAAGUUUAAAAAUGUUUCUAUUGCUAAAUCUAGGACACAUUACGCCGAAAAGUUAAUGCUACCUCCGCGAGAUAUUGUUUUUCCUUUUGCUUAUUAUCACCUUCACAGAAUGGAGGCCCAACUAGCCUCUGAAACCCAUCAAGCGAAAUAUA